Anguilla anguilla (European eel) is the source of this 4652-nucleotide messenger RNA. RefSeq names its product myocardin related transcription factor Bb (gene mrtfbb). The record is from RefSeq and is a predicted model, not a curated record. NCBI's taxonomy places the organism in Eukaryota, Metazoa, Chordata, Actinopteri, Anguilliformes, Anguillidae. The transcript is spliced from 14 exons. Gene Ontology annotation, biological process: smooth muscle cell differentiation. The coding region runs from base 707 to 3160 and encodes 817 amino acids.
GGCACACUCUUCCUUCAGGGAAGGAGAGAGAGGGGGCAGGAAAGGGAGGGAGUGAGAGAAACAGAGGGAGAGAGGGAGGGACCACUGUGAGUGGUGAGAAGUGUCCCAGGCAGUGAGUAGUUCCUCCCAGCUCUGCUUCUCCCAGAGUGGCCAGAGAAACCCUGGGACAGCAACCCACAGCCACUGCGAUGCUGCCUCCUGCACCAACCGACUCUCACGCCGACCUCCUCCAAUGGAUGCUGCCUCUAAUGGACUCUUAACAGAACCUGCCCUAAUGGACCCUUAACAGUACCUGCCUCUACUGGAGUCUUAACAGUACCUGCCUCUACUGGAGUUUUAACAGAAUCUGCCUCUACUGGAGUCUUAACAGAAUCUGCCCCUACUGGAGUCUUAACAGUAUCUGCCUCUACUGGACUUUUAACAGAAUCUGCCUCUAAUGGACUCUUAACACAAUCUGCUUCAAUCUCACUCUAACCAGUGCUUGUUCUGAUAGACUUUAACAGACCUGUUCGGAGACUCUAAGAGACUGUGGAAGGCGCCUCCAUCUAAAGGACUCUGAAGGCACCCCCUGUAGUGGACUCUAAUGGAUUCUAUAGGACAUACCUUCUGAUGAACUCUAAAAGGCGACCAUACUAAUGGACUCCAGAAGGCACCCCCUCUGAAGGACUGUAAAGGGCACCCUCUCUGACAGUGCUGCUGUCCUGCCAUGGCCUGUGUGGAUGUGGAGACCCCCAGCACCUGCAGGAGCCGAUUCAGAUCAGCUCUCCAUGUGCGUCUUCAGCAAAGGUGUACCCGUGAGCAGCUGACCCGACAGGGCAUCAUGCCAUCCCUGAAGACUUCGGCAGCCUUCCACAAACAAAUCCGUAGCCUAGAGAGAGAGAGGCAGACAGAAAACUUCCUGAAGCACAGGAUCAGGCGGUGGCCAGAGCGGGUCCGUAUGCACAUCCUGCAAGCAGAAACCCAGGCGGAAGCCUCUCUCCAGGCCGCGCAGCUGAAGCUGAAGAGGGUGAAGCUGGCCGACAGGUUGAGUAAGAAGCUGACGCAGCGCCCCGGGCCCCUGGAGCUGGUGGAGAAGAACAUCCUGCCCGUAGAUUCCACCGGCAAGGAGGCCCUCAGUGUUGGGGAGGUAGGCCGCACAGAGGCACGGGAUGUGUACUCCUUUGAUGAGGACAGUGGUGAUGCACUUUCCCACGAGCAACUGGCCAAUCAGAGGCCACCCCCAGAGGAACCCAAACCGACUGAUGUCCCCAACCCGGCCCUGCAGUCCUGCCCACCCACCUCACAGGCCCCUGCAGACUUCCUCAAGGUUCUCUCCAUCAAAGAGCAGCCAGUCCACCACCCAGGGGCUGCCUCACAGCCAAUCAGCCCAGUCAGUCCUGCCAAGGAGGGCACCACCCUGGUGAAGCACAGCCUGCCCAAAAUAGUGACUGACAGCAGCCGGGGGAAGAAGGCCCAAGAUGGCCGGCCAAAGGUGAGGAAGCUGAAGUACCACCAGUACGUGCCGCCGGACCAGAGGCCCGGGUCCGGCAAGCUGAGCGUGGGCUCGUCCUACGGCCCCCUCCUGCAGCAGCAGCAGCAGCUCUUUCUGCAGCUCCAGAUCCUCGGCCAGCAGCGGCAACCGCACCAGCUCUGCAGCUACCAGGCUGUCCCGCCGGCGCCGCUAACGUCAGUGGCAGGAGGGCAGAAUGAGAGUGUCAGUGAGGCAGUGAGGGGUAAUGAAAGCCAACCCACCCCCACUGUGGUGACCCAGUAUAGUUCUGCCACCACACGGGCAAAUAAUGACCCAAUCAGCAGCAAUACUGCCCUACCUGUCAAGCUCAACGAAAUGAAGGUUGCCAGAUUGAGGCAGGAGCUGAAGCUGAGGAGGCUCCCCGUCUCGGGCACCAAGGCCGAGCUGAUCGAGAGACUGCGGCCAUUCCAGGACGGCCCGGGGGCGGGGUCUCCGGGGAGCACGAGCCCCACGCCCCCGCCCUCCGUCUCCCCCGCCCCCUCUGAGCUCUCCGGCCCCGGCGGUGAGGUCGGGGACCGCCCCGCCCCGGGGGGGCAGGACGAGCGGCUCAGGGACGAGCAGCUCAGGGAGAAGGAGCGGCAGAUCGAGGAGCUGACGAGGAGGCUGCAGCAGGAGAGGCGCAGGGUGGAGGAGCUGAGGAAGCAGCUGGAGGGGGUGGAGAGGCGGGGCCAGCGGGGGGCCGGGUCAGGCCCCGCAGAGGGGGCGGAGCACAGGGCAGGGUCCCCAAACUGCUCAGCUCCUACUCUACCCCUGGUGGUCAAACAGGAGGAGCCUCUCUCAAACCCUCAGCCAGGCCCUCCAAAGGCCCCGCCUGACAACCACAUCCUCCUGCCUGUCUCUUCCACUGCCCUACUGCUGCUUAGCAACAACACCAGCCAGCAGGUCUUCCCAGCAUGCACUACCUCCGGUUCUUGGCACGGUCUCAGCCGUAGCCAGGCAGAGGCCAAAGAAACCCAGAGUUUCCUGAACAGCAGCCAAGCGAGGGGGCCCCUUUCCAGUGCAUCACUGACCCACGCACUUCCCAACGGACCCACAUACAGGUCGCCCAGCUCCAGUGACCACACUCCCAAGGCUAAGGACCCACCCCGCUAUGAGGAGGCUGUCAAGCAGACCCGCAGCCUGCAGGCACAGGUUCCCAUGGUAACCAGCCAUCCAAUGGAUGAUCUGUUUGACGUAUUGAUUGAGAGCGGAGAGAUCUCCCCCACAGUGAGGCAGAGUCUGCCCUCUACCCCAGUUACAGCCAGCAUCAGCACCCUGCCCAUCAGCUCGGCCCUGUCCCGGCCCCCUCCACAGGUACAAGUGGCCCCUCCUACCCCGACCCUUGACCCUGCUCUGACCGCUGACCCCAUUCCCAUCCCGGUCACCCUGGCGUCCGACCGGCAGCUGGAGGCGUUUCUGGAGGACACACUGGCAGGCGUGGCGGAGGGGGCGGGGCCACAGACGCUGCACUGCCCGCUGCUGGACUCCCCCAUGGAGGAUGCCCUGCCCCUCUGCCCUGCAUUUGAGCUGCAGGACGGCGGGGAGGACAUGGACUGGCUGGAACUCCCCACGGCAGUUGGGCCCGGGGAGGUGCUAGGUCCUGAUAGCCCACUGGGCAUCCUCUCCUCUGACCUGCUGGAUGGACAUGGCUUCCAUCUCCACUGGGACUGAGGGUUUCUGGUAAAUCUGGCAACCAGUAAGUUCUGCAGAGUGGAGUUUUUGGGAGGCCUUGUCCAGCACAUAUAUACCUCCAUGGCAGCGAGACUUCCCUCCGGUCUGAACUCCACCAGAGGGAAUGCCCCAUAUUUCAUUCCUGAACAUCGGCAGACUAGCUUCCAAACCAACAGUAACCUGCUUCCAUUGGACACCUAUCUUACUAUUCCACUGUACCCGUCCAAACCUGGCCACCCAAAACCGGGUUGCGGUUACACUGCAGGCUUUCCAGAAAAAGCUUCAGGUAUGUUUGCCAUGAUCAAACUUAUAAAGAAACUGUAUUUUUUUUCUGUGAAAGAAUUGGAUCUUUCUGCUCAUUUUUGGGGUAGAGAAGGUGUGAAGAGUGGGAAGGUGGUGGGCGGACAGAGUGCUGGACCGCUAUGCUCGGGUCAUGCGCUGAGUGUGAGCAGGACAGGAAAGGGGUGCGGCUUUGGGUUGUGCCUGUCACCUGAAAGCAGCUCCAAUAUCCUACCGCCCCAGCAUAACUCCCACAGGAUAUUCCAGUAACAGCUGGACCGGAUACACCACCUUUCAUCUGCGGCAGUUCUGCAUGGCGCUGACUGACCACACCUGUACUUUAUCUUUUUAUAACAAAAUUGUACAUAACUUUAGACAUUUUUUUAUGACAAGCAUAUUCUGUGUAGAGUUGUAGUAGCGCUAAAGGGGAAGAAUUUUGCUGGAUUGAGGCUGGGGAGGGAAAAGAUAAUAAUGUAUCUGUGCAUGCGUGUAUGCAUGCGUGUCUGUCUGUGUGUGUGUGUGUGUGUACCUGUAAAUAACUAUGUGUCCCUAUAGAGGGUGCUGUUGGGUCAGAGAUUUGCAUUACACAGUACUCUCAAUCUGGCCUUAAACAAACCCAGUGUCAGGCUCAGGUGGCUGCCCAGCUCAAGCUCAGCACACACUCCUCAGCAGCACUGGAGCCUGGUCUUCCUGCGCUGCUCAGCCUGCAUACUCAAUACGGUGGAAGAAGGGGUGUGGAACCCCAUCCCUGGAGGACCUAGAUCCAUUACUGGAUUUCGCUCCAACAUCUGUUCUAAAUGACUGCAUUAGCACAGGGGUGUCCAAUCUUAUCUGGCCGGUGUGGGUGCCGGGCUUUGUUUUAGCCCAGGACUACGACACCUGAUUCAACUAAUUAACUAAUCAUGGUCUGCAAUCAAGUUGAAUCAGGGGUCUUAGAGCUGGGCUAAAACCAAAAAAUCUUGCACCCUUUACGGAUAAGAUUGGACACCCCUGCAUUAGUGCAAUCAUUUAAUUUAUCCGGCAUUUUAAAUACGAUUAUUGAAGAGCUCACAAAUGACAGCUGAAGACUGUCCUCGUGUCCCUAAAUGGAUCAUUUUGCAAUGGCUUAAUCCAGUGUUUCUCAAGCAGUUUUUUUUUACCCCUGGCAAAUUCAGCAAAAAUAUAAAAAUCUCACAGAGCAGCAAUUUCUCAGAAGCCAACAACAACAAAAAAA